This is a messenger RNA of Penicillium cosmopolitanum, 1071 nucleotides long. RefSeq names its product metallophosphoesterase family protein. The transcript has 2 exons. The coding region runs from base 1 to 1071 and encodes 356 amino acids. NCBI's taxonomy places the organism in Eukaryota, Fungi, Ascomycota, Eurotiomycetes, Eurotiales, Aspergillaceae. The record is from RefSeq and is a predicted model, not a curated record. Gene Ontology annotation, molecular function: hydrolase activity.
AUGCCACUAGCCCACAUAAAAACACGCUUCCUGAUAUGCUCGGACACCCAUGGAAUGGACAGUUUACCCGGCUUCAUUCCGUAUGCAGACGUCGCUAUUCACUGCGGAGAUCUCACUACCCAAUCUCAACUCCAUGAAUACAAAGCAUCAAUCCGGUUGCUCCAGGCUAUCGACGCACCUUUGAAGCUUGUCAUCGCCGGAAAUCAUGAUUUCACAAUGGACAUUCCCAUGUUUCACAAAAAGAUCGCAGAGGCCCAGUCAUUAGAGCGUGAGCUCGUUGAGCAAGCGUAUGGAAAUGACGGGGAGGCUAGAAGAUUGUUUGAAGGCACAGGAAUUACUUUUCUCGAUGAAGGCGUACACUCUUUUCAUUUGCGGAACGGUGCUUUGCUGACUGUUUAUGCCAGCCCGUACACGCCUUCACUUGGAGAUUGGGGUUUUCAGUACCACCCCGAUAAAGGCCAUAACUUUAUGAUAGACGGUGACAGUGGUAAUAACGCCGUGGAUGUUGUGAUGACACACGGCCCACCGAAGGGAAUCAUGGACUACACUCAGUCCGGUGAACGGGCAGGCUCCGCUGAGCUCUUUCGCGCCCUCGCUCACGCUCAACCACGACCGCGGAUGCAUUGCUUCGGUCACAUUCACGAAGGCUGGGGCGCGAAACUUAUUACGUGGCGUGACAGAGUUACCCCUGUGCCCUCUCACCUAACGGAUAUCGACAAUGGACAGUCUUUUCCUAUAGCGAAGCUCUCCGACAUGAAAGAUAGAGCUGGGCAAGGCUUAGAUGGGAAUGGCGUACCAAUGAAGUACUUUGCUACUAGUCACUGUUCGGGCGAUUCCCAUCCACUGCGUUGGGGCUCUCAAACGUUCUACCAUGGGUUGUUGACCUUGAACUCCGAGCUUCUCCCUGAGGAUCAAAGAAAGCACCCGGGCGAGAAAAGUGAACCUAAUAUGCAGCCUUCUAUGGAAAAUGUCACAAGAUCAACUUUAUGUUGUUUGGUAUCACCUCUCGUAGGAUCCAACCAUAAUUGGGACUUACCACUCAUCGUGCGAGGAAAUACGGUCAAAUUUUAA